AUGAAUGCUCCAAUGCAGCCUAAUUUUGCCCGGGGCUUCCCCCCGACCGCCCAGCGGUCUCCAGCCACUCCCCGUCGUGCACCCGGACCAGGCCAAAUGCCCGUCGCAAUGCCCCAGCACGCCAUGGCUCCCCAGUAUAUGGCUGCCCAACGUCCAAUGCAGCAUAUUCCCGAGGCUCCCCGCCGUGCUCGUAAGCCGACAGACAAGAACCUCCCGGAGGGGAUUGAAGAUGCAGUUAUCGGGGAGGGUGUGCAACAAUACAAGAGCCUUCGCGAUAUGGAGAAGCGCCUAGACGCCGCGGUUGUGCGAAAGCGCCUGGAUAUUCAGGAUUCGAUCAGCAGAACCGUGAAAAAAUAUCGAACCAUGCGCAUCUGGAUCACCAAUACUGUCGAGAACCAACCCUGGCAGGGACCUGGAAACAACCCCGGCUCGGGUCGAUACAAAGUACGCAUUGAAGGGCGAUUGCUGGAUGACAACAACGAUCCCACCUCACAAAAUGAAGGAGAUAAUGGCGAGAGCGAGGCAGCUGGAGAUGACGCGAUGGAUCAGGACAAGAGCGAGGAGGAGGAGAGCAAGAAGUCUGCCCCCAAGAAGUCAUCUGAACGCUUCUCGCACUUUUUCAAGUCCGUUACAAUUGACUUUGAUAAGCCCGCCAAUGCGGUACCGGAUGAAGUCAAAUCAGUCCACUGGUCCAAACCGCAGGUCCCACCAAAUGCGACAUCAGCCCCGCCAAAUGCCGAGUUUGACAGUAUCCAAUUCGCACGCGCCUCGCAGGACAACCUGAAUGUGACUGUUAGCUUGGUGCAAGAUGAAGCUCAAGAGCGUUUCAAGCUGAGCAAGGAGCUAGCUGAGGUGCUGGAUGUUGAAGAGGAAACUCGAAGCGGCAUUGUGCUUGGAAUUUGGGAUUACAUUCAGGCCAUGGACUUGCAAGAAGAUGAAGAGAAGCGCACAGUACGCUGUGACCACCGCUUACGCUCGAUCUUCGGCUGUGAGCAGAUGUUCUUCCCUCGAAUCCCUGAAAGUAUUGCGUCACAUACCAGUCCCAUUGAUCCAAUCAAAUUACCUUACACCAUCCGUGUCGAUGAGGACUUCCACAAAGACCCAACCCCAACUAUUUACGAUAUCCAGGUUGCUGUCGAAGACCCUCUGCGUGUUAAGAUGAUGGCCUACAUGCAGAAUCAGCAGUACACAUCUGGCCUGCGCCAAAUCGCUACUCUGGACGACCAGGUUGCUCUGAUUGUUCAAGCUCUUACCCACUCUUGUGCACGCCAUUCCUUCUUCACUGCCCUGAGCAAGGAUCCAGCUACCUUUGUGAACCGUUGGGUCAACUCUCAGCGCCGUGAUCUUGAGACAAUCCUUGGUGACGUCAACUCUGGUGGUGACGCUAGUGGGCCAGAGUUCCGCCGCGGUGGUGCUAAUAGUGUCUGGGAUUCUGCCGUGGCACAAGAAGCUGUUCGGUACAUGCUGGCCAAGCCUGAUGCUACGAUUGCUCGAUGA
Messenger RNA from Penicillium angulare, 1497 nucleotides. RefSeq names its product SWIB/MDM2 domain-containing protein. Gene Ontology annotation, cellular component: SWI/SNF complex; nucleus. Lineage: Eukaryota; Fungi; Ascomycota; Eurotiomycetes; Eurotiales; Aspergillaceae. The record is from RefSeq and is a predicted model, not a curated record. The transcript has 3 exons. Gene Ontology annotation, biological process: regulation of transcription by RNA polymerase II. Bases 1 to 1497 code for a protein of 498 amino acids.